AUGAGUACUCGUGAAAGUGUAAUAAGACAUAUCAAUAAAAAUUAUAGGGCAUCUUUGCACGAUUACAUCUAUGUUUAUGGUACAGUCGACGAAAAGUUACCGAUUCGUCAGCUUAGAUUAGUUGAUUGUGAUUUAGAUUCAAUCACAAUUAGCUACUUAAAGGAUUUCCAAUUACAAGAUGAUGAAGAUUUAUUUGAAAUUAUUAAAUUUGAUCAAGGCACCAGAAAAUGUUUGAAUUAUGCAGAAGUACAAGAUAAAUUGAUUGAAAUGGCUGAAGUAGCUGCUAAAAAAAGAAAUUUAUCACAUAUCCAAAUAAAUGAAAUGAGAUAUCCUACGAGUUUUUUAGAUAUAUUAAUAAUUAUAUUGGUAUUUCUUCCAACAAUGAGCUAUAUUUGGCUAUUGCCGUUACAGGAUUUAUUGAAAAAGUCUGAGUUACCUAUAAUUGUAUUUCUGUCUCAAAAUCUUUUCCAACCCAAGAUACUAAUAGGAAUCCAAUUGGCUGCUAUUUUUACACACUUUUUAGAAAUAUAUAUAUUAUUAAAACCUAAGUUGACGUUCUAUCGUGUUCCAACAGAUUAUUUAGUGGAGUGGUGGUUUUUCGGAUUGUUAGAAGGAUAUGGUGUUAUAAGAAGAUUCAAUGAAGUUAUCAAGGAAAAGAAGCAACAGCAAAAACGGUUAAAAAGGAAAUAA
Molecule: messenger RNA, 690 nt
Organism: Saccharomycodes ludwigii
Lineage: Eukaryota; Fungi; Ascomycota; Saccharomycetes; Saccharomycodales; Saccharomycodaceae
Exons: 1
Coding region: 1-690 (229 amino acids)
Source: RefSeq, a predicted model, not a curated record